Messenger RNA from Salvelinus fontinalis (brook trout), 3291 nucleotides. RefSeq names its product N-alpha-acetyltransferase 40, NatD catalytic subunit (gene naa40). Gene Ontology annotation, cellular component: nucleus. The coding region runs from base 351 to 1082 and encodes 243 amino acids. NCBI's taxonomy places the organism in Eukaryota, Metazoa, Chordata, Actinopteri, Salmoniformes, Salmonidae. Gene Ontology annotation, molecular function: histone H4 acetyltransferase activity; histone H2A acetyltransferase activity; protein N-terminal-serine acetyltransferase activity. The transcript is spliced from 8 exons. The record is from RefSeq and is a predicted model, not a curated record.
CCCCAAAGCUUAGAGGAAACGAUAUUCGCGCUAAUGUUGGUCGGAGAAGAGGAGAAAGAGAAAGAGUGAGGGAGGGAGGAAAGGAAAGGAAGAGGGAGUAGGGCCAAGAGACGUAAUUCACCCCCUUCUCUUGGCGCCAAUCUGGCGGAAAAAAAUACGUUUUUGUCGUUUAGUGAACUUUAGUGUAGUCAAUUGUGGACAUAUUCUUUUGUAGCCAGUUGCGCUAGGUAGUUUGCUAAACCGCUAGCAUUUUACAUAAUCUUGCCCCUUUUCAAGAAACCACAUUAAUUUAGCGACUAAGUUAGCUAGCUAGCAACAGCAAGACACAGCGGUCGUUUUAAAACAGCGAUAUGGGGAGGAAGUCAAACAAAGCAAAGGAGAAGAAGCAGGCUCGCCUGGCGGAGAGGGCAGCCAUGGAUGCAGUGUGUGCCAAGGUGGACACAGCCAAUAAGCUGGACGACCCUUUGGCUGCUUUCCCAGUCUUCAAAAAGUAUGACAGAAACGGAUUAAAUCUCCAGAUCGAGUGUAAGAGGGUGUCCACUCUCAACCCCAUGUCUGUGGAGUGGGCCUACGAGCUGACCCGGACCAACAUGCAAACACUGUAUGAACAAAGCGAGUGGGGAUGGAAGGAGAGAGAAAAGAGGGAUGAGAUGAAGGACGAGAGGGCGUGGUAUCUGCUUGCUCGAGACACAGACUCCUCCCCCGUGGCCUUCUCUCACUUCCGAUUCGAUGUCGAGUGCGGGGAGGAGGUGCUAUACUGUUAUGAGGUCCAGCUGGAGAGUAGGGUGAGGAGGAAAGGACUGGGCAAGUUCCUCAUCCAGAUACUACAGCUCAUCGCCAACAGCACACAGAUGAAGAAGGUGAUGUUAACAGUAUUCAAACACAACCACGGGGCGUACCAGUUCUUCAGAGAAGCUUUACAGUUCGAUAUCGACGACACCUCACCCAGUAUGUCUGGUUGUUGUGGCGACGACUGCACCUAUGAGAUCCUGUCGCGGCGGACCAAACAUGCCGAGGCCCAAGCCGAGGCCCAGGGGCACAGCCACGGUGGAGGAGGGCACUGUGGAGGCUGCUGUCACUGAGGGAGCCUGUUCCUGUUUCACCACUUCCUGCCCACUUCCUGGUCCCACGCUCUAGAAGCUGCCCCUCGUCCCCUUCUCUGCUCAUGAGUCAUUACUGUACCCAAACGCCCCAAAACCCCUGGCCCACUCUAUAUUCUCCCCUCUCUCUCUCUCAUCCGUAUCCCCCCUCUCUCUCUCUCAUCCGUAUCCCCCCUCUCUCUCUCUCAUCCGUAUCCCCCCUCUCUCUCUCUCAUCCGUAUCCCCCCUCUCUCUCUCUCAUCCAUAUCCCCCCUCUCUCUCUCUCAUCCAUAUCCCCCCUCUCUCUCAUCCAUAUCCCCCCUCUCUCCAUACUAUUUUAGUCUUUGAUAAGUUAGGAAUCUGCUUGUGCUCUUUCUAGCCAGCCACCUCAACAGCUUUCUGAACUGUCCCAAGGCUCCAUCCCAAUAAUUCUAAUGUGCAUACUAUUAUGGAUGAAGCGAUGUAUUAGCCAUGCAUUUUGAAUGGUAAAUUAGGAUGGAUUGUUGGGACAGAGCCCCACAUGUAUUUAUCUUAGUUUGAUCAGGUAUUCUGUAGAUAGUCUCUCUCUCGCUCUCUUCCCCAGAGCCUCUGAUCCGUUUCAGUUGAUCUUCUACAGUAUUUUUAAAUGCUGUCUGAUGGCAGGAACACCCGCUGUUCCUACAUUUUUGUAGAGAGACGUGUGUGAGAUACAUACAUACAUAUAUAUAUACACACACACAGUAACAGUCAAAGUUAGGACGCCUACUCAUUUGAGGGUGUUUCUUAAACGUUUUUUUUUUUUUUAAAUGUUCUACGUUGUAGAAUAAUAUUGAAGACAUCUCUACUAUGAAGUAACACAUAUGGAUUAAUGUAGUAACCUGAUUUACACAGUCUCCUCUGGACAGUUAAUGUUGAUGUGUCUGUUAUUAGAACUCUGAAGCAUUUAUUUGGGCUGCAAUCUGAGGCUGAUAACUAAUGAACUUAUCCUCUGCAGCAGAGGUAACUCUGGGUCUUCCAUUCCUGUGGUGGUCCUCAUGAGAGCCAGUUUCAUCAUAGUGCUUGAUGGUUUUUGCGACGGCACUUGAAGAAACUUUCAAAGUUCCGUAUCGACUGACCUUCAUGUCUUAAAGUAAUGAUGGACAGUCGUUUCUCUUUGCUUAUUUGAGCUGUUCUUUCCAAAAUAUGGACUUGGUCUUUUACCAAAUAAGGGUGGUAAACAGAAGAUAGCCCUAUCUUGUCACAACACAACUGAUUGGCUCAAACACAUUAAGAAGGAAAGAAAUUCCACAAAUUAACUUUUAACAAGACACACCUGUUAAUUGACAUGUAUUCCAGGUGACUUCCUCAUGAUCUGGUUGAGAGAAUGCCAAGAGUGUGCAAAGCUGUCAUCGAGGCAAAGGGUGGCUACUUUUAAGAAUCUCAAAUAUAAAAUAUUUUAUUUUGGUUACCAUGUGUUAUUUCAUAGUUUUGAUUUCUUCACUAUUCUACAAUGUAGAUUUUUUUUUAUAUAUAUAAUGAAACCCUGGACUGACUAGGUGUGUCAACUUUUGACUGGUACAAUAUAUAUAUAUAUACACACACAGUACCAUAUAUAUAAUAUAGUGCACUACCUUUGAACAGGCCCGUAGGGUAGUAGUUGUUGCCGUCUCUGUUAACUUACAGAAACCUUCAGGGUAUAGUGGCUGGCAGAUCUGGGUUGCCAGAUUGGGUUGUUUCCCAUAGAGAUACUAGAAACCCACCUCUGUGCUGUAUGUCUGUGGUUGAAUCCCAAAGGGCAUGCUAAUGCCCAUAGGUCUCUGGUUAAAAGUAGUGCACUAAGGAAUAGGGUUAUAUUUGGGAUGUCUCCCCAGUGACCGGGAAGAAACUCAACUCUGGCAUCUCACCCAGGCUCGAAGUUUACCGCUUUAUUAAAACAACAAAGAAACAAAAAACGUUGACAUUUUUUUCUUGUUCAUUGUAUAAAGAUAAACUGUCAGGUAAGUAAAAUCGCUCGUUUUGUUUUCUACUUUCCAACCAGAUAAUAUUCUACAGACCAUGUCUGUCUCAGGUUCAAAUCCCAACUGACACUAACAACCAUCUCUUUGUGUUUCUUAGCAACUAUGUUACGGUCAAAUAGUUUGGGGAAAGAAGACACCCCCUAACCACAGAUCUAGUAUCAGAUUUCCCAACCUCAAAUUUUACACCUAGUCCUGGACUAAAAAAUCAAUGCUUUUAAAUCCAGGACGGGGGGGGG